AUGAAUAUGGAAGAUCGGCCAUCAACUUCAAGUGCUGCUGGCAUGCAGGUCUCUCACAGUUUUUCGACAUAUUUUCAAAAUUGUAUAUAUUUACCUCCACUGACAGAAAUAAAAAAAAAAUUACCAUUAGCAUUUAAAAUUAGAUAUUCCAAUGUACAGUGCAUUAUAGACUGUUUCGAGAUUCAAAUAGAAAAACCCAGUGAUCCAGAGAAGCAAGCGCAGACUUGGUCGCAGUACAAAUCAUGCAACACAAUUAAAUAUUUGAUUGGCUGCACACCCGCUGGAUACAUAUCAUUCAUCUCACAGGGUUAUGGGGGACGUACAUCUGACAAAGCCAUCACGGAGUGGAGUGGCUUCGUUGAUGUUCUUCCCCUAAAUGCGGUAAUCAUGGCCGAUCGAGGAUUUAAGGAGAUUGAAUCCCUUCUAAGUACAAAAAAUGGAAAACUCUUAAGACCUCCUAGUGUCUUUGCCAAUCAAAAAAUGUUAAAAAAAGAUGUAAUUAAAACUAAGGUGAUUGCCAGUUUGAGGGUGCACGUUGAGCGUGUAAUUAGGAGAAUACGGGAAUUCCAUAUGUUAAAACCUCACUCUGUGGUUAAUAACAAACACAUAAAAUAUUUGGACGACCUAGUCAUUAUAGCGUGCGGAUUAAGUAAUCUUCAGAAUCCGAUAAUAAAAGACGUUUGAUAUUAA
This is a messenger RNA of Cydia amplana, 690 nucleotides long. RefSeq lists its product as uncharacterized. The record is from RefSeq and is a predicted model, not a curated record. NCBI's taxonomy places the organism in Eukaryota, Metazoa, Arthropoda, Insecta, Lepidoptera, Tortricidae. The transcript is spliced from 2 exons. Bases 1 to 684 code for a protein of 227 amino acids.